GAGAGUGAUCUACCUGCAUGGUACUAUAAAGACUCUACAAUUGUCAGCAUUACCAGAAAAAUCCAAGAGAACUCAAGGGGGAACAAAAUGCCCAGGGCAUUCCUGGUGAAGAAGUCCAGCUUGAAAUCAGGAAAGAGAAACUGGGGAGAAGUGCCUGAUGAGGACAGAGGAGAGCUGUAUAUCCCAGUGACGUUUCAGUAUGUUGCCCGAAAAGAAGUUGAAAGAGAGUAUGACAACAAUGAGGUGGCUCUUGAUUUGUCUCUUCAUCACAUUCGUUGCAUGACAGGACCCUCCCCAUAUCGAGGGACAGAAAGGAACAUCAUUCAAUUACCUGAAACAGAAGAUGAAAGGCUUUCAACACAGGAGGAGCAGAGGAUGCUGUUUCGUUGUACUCUCUGUGACAAGAGCUUUUCAUACCAGCGGAUGCUGAAUCGUCAUAUGAAGUGUCAUAGUGAAGUGAAAAGGCAUCGAUGUGAACAUUGUGGGAAAGGUUUUAAUGACACAUUUGACCUCAAGAGACAUGUCCGUACCCAUACAGGUGUUCGCCCAUACAAAUGUCACUUGUGUGACAAAGCCUUCACUCAGCGAUGCUCGCUGGAGUCACACUUGAAAAAAAUACAUGGAGUGCAACAGAAUUAUGCCUAUAAGGAGCGCAGGAACAAACUCUAUGUUUGUGAGGACUGUGGAUAUACAGCAGACAGCCAGGAAUCCCACCUUCAUCACAUUCAAAAUGUGCACCCCAACAGUGCCCUAAUCCAGCGUGCCUCCAAGAAGUUAGCUGUCACUCUACAGGGCAGUGUCAGCCCCUUGCUACACAGUAGCCAUCUGAUAUAAAUGCAGCAAUGUUCAUCUGCAAAGACACAACCAAGCUUUGGUAUCAUUUCAAUGGAGCUGGAAGGUCAUGGACAUUUUAUAACUUCGCAAGAAGCAAAAAGGACAUCUUAUACUGUUCAUAGUUGAUUACCAGUCACACGAUUCAAAAAUAUAAUCAC
This is a messenger RNA of Nanorana parkeri, 992 nucleotides long. It is a transcript of the gene OVOL1, whose product is annotated as ovo like transcriptional repressor 1. Gene Ontology annotation, molecular function: RNA polymerase II cis-regulatory region sequence-specific DNA binding; DNA-binding transcription factor activity, RNA polymerase II-specific. The record is from RefSeq and is a predicted model, not a curated record. The transcript is spliced from 4 exons. The coding region runs from base 88 to 834 and encodes 248 amino acids. NCBI's taxonomy places the organism in Eukaryota, Metazoa, Chordata, Amphibia, Anura, Dicroglossidae. Gene Ontology annotation, cellular component: nucleus. Gene Ontology annotation, biological process: regulation of transcription by RNA polymerase II; epidermal cell differentiation.